Messenger RNA from Fusarium coffeatum, 3687 nucleotides. RefSeq lists its product as uncharacterized. Gene Ontology annotation, cellular component: cytoplasm; prefoldin complex. The record is from RefSeq and is a predicted model, not a curated record. NCBI's taxonomy places the organism in Eukaryota, Fungi, Ascomycota, Sordariomycetes, Hypocreales, Nectriaceae. Gene Ontology annotation, molecular function: tubulin binding. Gene Ontology annotation, biological process: protein folding; microtubule-based process; tubulin complex assembly. The transcript has 7 exons. Bases 1 to 3687 code for a protein of 1228 amino acids.
AUGGCAUCAAAAGGAAAGGAAGCAGCAGCAAGUAAAGAUGCUACACCUACCAAUCCGCGGGGCAUCCCCUAUGCCCCGUUUGUCGAUAAGGUCGAGGACUAUGUUACCACACGAGAUGACGUCGAACCCACUCUCCGCAGUUUCCAAGAGAUGAUCUCAACUGGCGCUGACCGAGCAUGGCGGGGUAGGAAAUACCAAUUCAUGGAGAUGAACCUACAGAAGCGAAUGGGCGGCCUUAAGGACAAAAUCCCUGAUAUUCAGAAGACUCUCGACUCGGUCAAGUUUCUCAAGCUAAGAAAGGACGAUGAUGAAGCGAUAGAGACAACAUUCGAGCUUAACGACACCUUGUAUUCAAAGGCGAAGAUACCCGCGACUGAGGAGGUCUAUAUCUGGCUCGGAGCCAACGUCAUGCUCUCAUACCCCAUAGACGAGGCGGAGACACUACUGAGCUCUAAGCUCUCGACAGCAAAGACAAGCUUGUCAAACUGCGAAGAGGACUUGGACUUUCUUCGCGAGCAGAUCACGACCAUGGAGGUCGCUGUAGCUAGAGUUUAUAACUGGGAGGUGGUACAGAAGCGAAAGGACAAGGCAGAAGAGGAUGAAGAGAAGAAGAAGGGCAAUUCCAUUCAGUCUCGUCGGUCAUCUUCCAUACUCGACAGCAUCGAAGCUGUAAUAUCCGAGCGUCGCCGCAGUCAUGAUAGACUUCCAUCCAAGGCCGAGCUUAAAAUUCAAUUAAAACGAGACCGAGAUCGAGAAGAUGUCACUAGCCCAGAAGCUCAGAAGGUUGAAGAUGCGAUACUGCAGCGUCGCAUGGAGGUUGACCGAUCCUCACUGAACCCUGGUUUCAAGCGAAAGUUAGUCAAUGAUCGAAAAGACACAAAUGCCGAACAAUUCACAUUACCGUUGAACAACAUGCGCGACCGAAUAGAGCGAAAAUUAAACAUGCAAAAAAGAUGGGCAGAGCAAAGUCCUCCCACUUUACUCCGCAGAUAUAUUGCAAUAACCGACCCGGAUCCAUCAUUACAGAGAAACGUCGCCAGUAUUCGGAGUAUGCGCCUACCUAUCGUCUUGUUGCAAAUGCAUAUUCGACGACAAGUAGCAGCCGAUCCGAUAGGCAUGGAAGAGGUCGCCAAAGCCCUGCACCCAGAAGAGGAAUGGAAGCGUUUGAUGGGUGUGAUGGAGUACAACGGACAUUCGCAAGAACGUCUGAACGAAUACGUCGAUAUUCUUUUCGCCAGAACUGAUGAAGAGCGAUGUCACUUGUUUCUGGUAGAUUCGAGUGUGAAGCCUGGCUUCAUUUUCAGCUAUGUGUCAAGAUUGUCAUCGAGGAUCAGACAAGUCUCGACCUUGGAUGGUUUACUGGAAUACUUCAGAAGGAGACUGAAGACUACGGCAGAGAAGAAACGAAUCACGGAUGUGAGAUUGUAUAUCGAGGGGCGUGCACGCACUCAAAUGCAGAAAUUCGCACCAAAAGAGGUCAUGGAGCAUAUGGAACGGCUCGCUUUCCACUGUCGUCGCAUAGAACCGAGGCGUUUAAUUGUUCUCGCUGAGAUAAUGGCAGAGUUUAUUGUAGAGCUGGGAGCCAAUUCUCACGGCGCCUCGGAGAUAACCCCGGCGACUGAGCCCACGGCAGAAGCAUACCACGCACAAUGCAGAUUCUUCAAUGAUUCACUCAGAACUAUCGCUUCUCGGAUGGGAUCUGGGGCGGAGCAUAAGGCGAUACCAUAUGCGUACAUCUGGGCGGCCCAACAUAUCCUUCUGGCGAUGUCUGAUAGUCUCCCGCAACCCUUGUCGGUAGACAGAAACGGGUUUGAGGCCAUCAGAGCUGUUCUGGCUGGAAUGCCUAAGAAUAUGGAUGAACGGCAUGCCGCAUCUCGACACUCAGAGUCGUGGCCUCCGUACUUGGUACCGGCGGAUGGCAUCGAUGAGGCCAUGGAGGCCGAGGAAAGCUGGUCUCGCGUUGUUCGAGCAGGGAUGAUGAUGCAGGAAGCGGGAUUUCCUAAACAGGAGGUCGACGAAGUCAUCGAUAUUCUAUACGGUCUGGCACCCGAUGGCAGUCCAACAAUCCAGCAGCGGGUGCAAAUCAACACAGCCCGGAAGGUGUCAGCCUGGGCAGCAUCCAUCAGAGCGACGAGGAAUGCUCAUGAAGCAUGGCAGCGGUUCAACAACCCCCCGGAGCCAGGCAUGAAGCCUGGGGUACUCGAAUAUACCGCCAUGUUUCAAAGGUUAUACGCCAGGGAAGCUGAUCCUCGUCACGGCACAUUGCCCGGAGAUAACCAUCUUAACUAUCUCACGAAUGAAGACAAAAACUUGACAGAGUUGGAAAAGUUGCGACUGCAGCCUCCGACACCAGGAGAACUGUAUAGCAUGAUGGUGGAAGACGACAUCCGCCCGGACGAACAGUGCCUUCGCAUCUUGGUCUCUAACGCUGAGAAUGUCGCUGCAGGUCAUCGGUAUUUAGAGGACGGCAGCACUGCUCGAAAGAACUACCACGCAUUGACGAUGGCCUUUCCUUCAACUAAUCAAUUGAGGAAAAUCCCCUUACCGCUGUUCUCAGCCUAUAUGGAACUCCUCUCCAAGAUCCCUAAUCUUGGCGGUAAGAAUCUCAUACGUGCUAUCCGGCUCGCAGAGCGUCGCCUGAGCGGCAACAAUGCUAAUUGGUCAUCCUAUGUGUGGGCGCCUAUCUUAAAACAACUUGCGCAGCACCAUGGACGCUUACAACUUACCCUCGAGGCACAGCUCCGUCUGUGGUUAUAUGUCGUGGAUCAUAUCGAUGUCGAUAAGUCCAUGAACCUGGUUAUUGUUAACGAGCUCGCCAAAACUUUACGGAAGAUCUUGCGAAGAGAGGUGGAGAAGCUGGCAGAGACUCUGCCAACAGACAAGGCGGACAGCAACUCAUUCGCGCUUCAUUACGAGGCCCAGGCCAUUGAGGCUGGUAAGAACACCAAGUACAUCAGGAAUGUGCCAGAGCACUCGGCAUUGUCAAUGUUUGAAAUUGUUGGGGAACGGUUAAUGGGCCUGUUCUACUCCGUUGUCUUGAAGGAAAAAGAGGGAUCACGCCCAGCAGAUAGCUUACACGUGUCACACGCGGACAUGAUGCGAGCGCGAAGGGAUCCGGUGAUGCCAUCUGUCGCCCACAAUUUGAUGCUGGCGCUGGCGUUUGCAGGGGAAGUCAGGGCGAUGUCAGACAUGAUGAAGUGGCUCAUCCGGGAGUGGAGCUUGCCGGAGCUUCAAGAAGAGAUACAGAACAUGGGGGAGCUGCCGCAAGACUUGGACAUGAUCGAAACGUUGUGUGCGUUCCGUGCAUUUGCGGAGCCUUUGAUCAGACGUCGAAAGGUCAAGCAAGUCUUUGAAGGCGUUAUGGAGAACAGAAUAUGGGAGUGGCCGGAUGACACGGUGGUGGACAAGUACAUCGAAAGCCAUGGAAACGGCGUGAAGGAGUUGAGGGACGUCUCAACCUGGGCCCGCGAACGAUUUCUCCAUUACAGGAACAACAAGAUUACCGAUGUCCACGAUCUGAACAUAGAUUGGAUAGUCACAGAGCACAAGACUUCGAAAGAGCAGCGUGAUGCUGUCAAUGAUCUCAGAAGAAGAGUAUUUUCUGAGGAUGCGGACGAGAUGAUAGAGGAGGAGGAGGAAGAGGAAGAAGAAAGGGAAGAGUCAUCAUCUCCAGGCCAAGUGGCGUAG